Gossypium raimondii (Peruvian cotton) is the source of this 2680-nucleotide messenger RNA. RefSeq names its product G-type lectin S-receptor-like serine/threonine-protein kinase SD2-5. Bases 138 to 2570 code for a protein of 810 amino acids. The transcript has a single exon. Lineage: Eukaryota; Viridiplantae; Streptophyta; Magnoliopsida; Malvales; Malvaceae. Gene Ontology annotation, biological process: protein phosphorylation. The record is from RefSeq and is a predicted model, not a curated record. Gene Ontology annotation, molecular function: protein serine/threonine kinase activity; ATP binding.
ACCUCUUUUCUUGGUGAUUUCUUAAAAGAACAAUAAUGAAUCUUUUUCCACCAAUAUGAUAGCAUGGAUUCUUUAGUUUGUCAUUGUUGCAGCUAAUUUGUUCUUCCCUGCAAAGCCAUUGCCUGUCUUACUUUGCAAUGACCAUGAAGACGAAUGUCAGCAGCUACUUUCAAAUGAUCACACUUUUGAUUCUCCUCCUCAUUCCAUCGUCAUACCUUGUUGACGCUGAAAUCAUAGAUUAUCCAUCAUUUGUUAAUGGCCCGAAUUCAUGGAGAAACACUCCUUCAUCCGACUUUAGUUUCUGGGAAUCAGCCGGUGUGAGGCCGAUCCUUGUUAAUGGGAAGUUUGUCUUUGGUUUCCAAUGCAGCUUUGAGGGUGACAACUGCCUAAUUGUUGUCUCCAUCUUCAAGACCAGUUCUGAUGGCAAUUCUAGAUUUUCUCCACAAGUGGUAUGGGCCGCUAAUCGGAACAAUCCAGUUGAGAUUCAAGCACUGUUGGAGCUUACUUCUCAAGGCCAACUUAUCUUGAAAGAUGCUAAUGAUACUUUGGUUUGGUCCCCAAGCACUGCAAGCAAGUCCAUUUCAAGGUUAACCCUGGGUUCUGAGGGAAACCUCAAGUUGUUAGACAAAACCAACCUCACGGUUUGGCAGUCAUUUGACCACCCUACGGAUGUUUUAGUUCUUGGUCAAAAGUUAGCAUCAGGGCAGAAGUUGAGGUCAAGUGUAUCGCCAUUCGAUUCUAGUGAAGGUUUGUUUGCAUUUGGUAUCAUUGAUGGUGUAUUCACUGCUUAUAUAGAUUCAGAUCCUUCUCAAAUGUAUUACAGAUCGUUUGUCUCCGAAGAUCAAUCCUAUGCUGAAUUCCAGACUGGAGGCUUCGGGAGUUUGAUAAUGGCAGCCUCAGCUAAUUUUAUACAGUUGGGAAGUGAUGGCCACUUGAAGGCAUAUGAGUUCAAAGAACAAGGAUUGAAGUGGGUGGGGACUGAUAUGCUCGACAUUGACCGAUGCAGUUAUCCAUUGGCAUGUGGAAGAUAUGGCGUUUGUUCAGGAACGGGAUGCAGUUGCCCUGAUGAUGCAAGUGAUAACGAAACAGCUUAUUUUAAGCCAAAUAAUUUUACAGCAGAUGAUGGAUGUCAUGCAAUUUCACCAAUCUCUUGUGAGCUAUCUCUUUAUCACAGUUUUCUCGAGCUCCGAAGAAUCAAAAUUCGAUACUUGGAUUAUAUCUUAUCCUCCAAGACAUUACAAUUAGAAGAUUGUAAGGAAGCCUGUUUACAGAAUUGUUCUUGCAAAGCUAUCUUGUAUAAUGGAAGGAACAAAUGCCUUCUUCUAUCUCAAGUGUUCUCCAUUGAGAAGAAAGAAGGUUUUGAUUCUGCCACAACUUUUAUAAAGGUGCAAAGUUCUCCAAUAUUUUCACAGAGCCCUAGCAGGAAUCCUUCAUCACCCAAUUUCCCUCAAAGGAAAAGGCAAAAUACAACAGUUAUUGUGGGCUCACUUCUUGGAACCAUCUUUGGUGUGUUUCUAAUCUUCUCUUUCCUUUUUCUAAGAUUUAAAAAUGGUUUCCAAGAAUAUGAGGAAGAUUAUCUAGACAACAUGCUGGGAAUGCCAACUAGAUUCUCUUACGAAGAGUUGAAGAACGUCACCAACAACUUCAGCAACAAGCUUGGCGAAGGUGGAUUUGGGUCUGUUUUUCGUGGAAUCCUACCUUCAGGUUCUGAAGUUGCGGUGAAGCAUCUUGUUGGUUUCGGUCCAGUUAACAAGUCCUUCACAGCUGAAGUUCAGACAAUUGGAAGCAUCCACCAUUUCAAUUUGGUAACUUUGGUUGGAUUUUGUGCUGAAAAAUCCAAUAGGCUUUUAGUUUACGAGUACAUGGCAAAUGGCUCCCUAGAUCAAUGGAUCUUCAACAAAAACCAAGAACCUGCUCUUGGAUGGCAAAUUAGAAAGAAGAUAAUUCUAGAUAUAGCCAAGGGAUUGGCCUAUCUUCAUGAAGAAUGCAACCAAAAGAUACUUCACUUGGACAUCAAAUCUCAGAAUAUUCUUUUAGAUGAGAAUUUUAAUGCUAAAGUUUCAGAUUUCGGGUUAUCUAAGCUAAUUGGAAGAGACCAAAGUCGAGUUGUAACAACUAUGAGGGGAACCCCUGGUUACAUGGCUCCUGAAUGGUUAAGCUCGGUCAUAACUGAGAAAGUAGAUGUCUAUAGCUUUGGUAUAGUAGUCUUGGAAAUUCUGUGUGGGCGUCAAAACUUUGACAGCUCUCAACAAGAGGAAGAUAGACAUUUAGUCGGACUUUUUAGGAGAAAGCAAGAAAUGGGGCAACUUAUGGAUUUAGUCGACAAGUGCAGCGAUGAUAUGCUGUCGAAUGCAGCAGAAGUUGUAGAGAUGAUGAAGGUUGCCGCAUGGUGUUUACAAACUGAAUAUGUCAGGAGGCCUUCUAUGUCCAUAGUUGUGAAGCUUUUUGAGGGCUCAGUUGAUGUUGUAGGUAACAUGAAUGAAGAAGACUUUUUAAAUGGAUUAACACAUGAAGCUAUGGAGACCUUUGCUUCAACAGUUCUACCCUCAAUGUUAUCUGGGCCAAGGUGAUGAUCAUGGAGAUGGACAUAAACCUUCAAAUAUAUUUCAUCAAGGUAGGAUGUAAGUUAAGGUAUGGAAACUCUUAAUCAGCUUAGUAAAUAAAAUUACAAAAAAAAAAA